AUGAACAAAACUGGUGGUGGAGAAGCGCCAAAGGUGAAAGAUGAUCCAAUCUAUAACUUAACCCUCGAUAUAAUCAAUAAAAAAACAGUUUUUGGACUGACAAAUAAAUUUGAUGGUGAUAGACAUCGGUAUGUAAAACUUAAAUACUACUGUAACAUUCAUUUUUACAAAAAUAUAUUAUGUAAUGACGAGCACAUUUCAAAGAACAGAGUAGACAAUUCUGCAGGUAAUAGGUGGAGCAGUAGACGAAGACCUGAACUAUCAAAAAUAGGAAACAUUGCUUUGCGAUAUGAAGAAGUAGCAGAAAUAAAAAAAAAAGUGCUGAAAUGUCAGCUACAAACUAUGCAGGCAGAAAAAGCAGAAUUAGAAGAAAAAAAUGAAUGGGAGAGAAAACGUCGUCAGCUACAAGAAAAGAGAGAGAAAGAACAAUGUGAAUUAACAAAGAAAGCUCUUGAGCUCGAUGUGGAGAUAAAAAAGGCUCAAUUAACGGCAUUACAUGCAGUGAAUCAAGCAAAUCAAUAGCUUAAGUGAUACUCUUUGUUUUCAGCAUUUGUUUGUAAAUUGUU
Anoplophora glabripennis (Asian longhorned beetle) is the source of this 566-nucleotide messenger RNA. RefSeq lists its product as uncharacterized. The transcript has 3 exons. NCBI's taxonomy places the organism in Eukaryota, Metazoa, Arthropoda, Insecta, Coleoptera, Cerambycidae. Bases 1 to 522 code for a protein of 173 amino acids. The record is from RefSeq and is a predicted model, not a curated record.